UCCCUCCAGACAAAGGCGCAGCCCAUCGAAAUCACGCGGCUGAGCCAAACUCUUCUCUUUGCUUUUUCUUUUCUCAGCCCGGAAGGAGACCUCCGACCGGCUUCUUCUUGCAAGGCGGGCUUUGCAGCGGGAUCAUGCCGGGGCGCUUCCUCCGUGCGGCUCCUCUCCUCUGCCUGCAAGCCCUCUUCCUGGGGCUUUCCUUGGGCGCCGGCCUCUAUUUCCAGGAAGGACAGAGCUGCUACAAGCCGCUAAAAGGGAAAGCGGCCUCUCUCCGAACCUACCCUCGUCCCCAUGAAUAUUUGGACAUCGCUGAGCUGCCCAAGACCUGGGACUGGAGGAAUGUAGACGGGGUCAAUUACGUGAGCACUACCCGGAACCAGCACAUCCCUCAGUAUUGUGGGUCCUGUUGGGCUCAUGGCAGCACCAGCGCUUUGGCAGAUCGCAUCAAUAUCAAGAAGAAAGGUGCCUGGCCCUCUGCUUACCUCUCUGUUCAGCAUGUCAUUGACUGUGGCAAUGCAGGAUCCUGUGAAGGAGGAGAUGACAGCGCUGUCUGGCAGUAUGCGCAUGACCACGGCAUCCCAGAUGAGACCUGCAACAAUUACCAGGCAAAAGACCAGCCAUGCCAGAAGUUCAAUCAGUGUGGAACAUGCGUUACUUUUGGACAAUGUCACAUAGUAAAGAACUACACUCUCUGGAAAGUUGCAGAUUAUGGAAUGGUCUCAGGACGAGAGAAAAUGAUGGCAGAAAUCUAUGAGAAUGGUCCCAUCAGUUGUGGGAUUAUGGCCACUCAGAAGCUGGAUGACUACACUGGAGGACUGUAUGCAGAAUACCACCCCUCUCCUUUUAUAAACCACGUUGUCUCUGUUGCCGGCUGGGGAGUGGAAAAUGGAACAGAAUACUGGAUUGUACGCAACUCUUGGGGCGAGCCCUGGGGUGAGAGAGGCUGGCUUAGGAUUGUGACAAGUGCAUAUAAAGGGGGGAAAGGAGAAGACUACAAUCUCGCCAUCGAAUCGCAAUGUAAUUAUGGAGAUCCUAUUCUUCCAUGAGCUUAUCCUGCCUUCUGUUUGGGGUCAUGGUUUGGACUGCAAGGACUUCUCCAGCCAGUUGUUUCUUCUUUUCAAAGGGAUGAGGUGACUUACUGCAAUAUCAUUUAAUGAAGGACUUAUGGAAUUUGGAACCUAAUUCAGACUUUAUAUCUUCCUUUUCCAUUAUUGUUUUUUUCAUAUAUGUGUGUGAUUUUUUAAAAAAUAUUCAGGGCUAUCUUUGAAACAACCAAAUGCAUUACUUGUACUGAUUGCACUGUGAGAGAGCACGAAAGCACCUUUCUGAACCUCAGUGAAUUGUAAUAAAUGUCUUUGUAGUGAAAUCUCAAACUCCUGGAUUAAGGGGGCUUUGAGGGAGAAGUCUUGUGCAUAUGGGGAGUGGGAUCUAUUAUAUUUAUAAUCCCUUGUUCUUUGGGUCUGAGCUGUGUUUCAGGCUGAGAUCAAUUUUAAGAUGCCUAUAACCUUUAAGCUGGAGCCAGAGCCCCUGUGCUUUUGUAAUUCUUUCCUCCCUGCAUACUUAGUUCAAGAGACUCGCCUUUCUUCAGCAAUUGUCAAUAUAUUACUGUUGUCUCCUUCACACUUUUUAUUGAGUUGCUGUGUCUGAUGAAGGAGGCAGAGGACAAGAUGAAAAGUGGAGAAAUCUCUGGAUUUUCUUGUGUCUGUCAAGUAAAACCAGAUCUCUUCCUUGUGCCGCCUGGAGUCAGAAUGGAUGUAACUUCCUAUAUAUCUUUCAAUCCAUGUAUUGAGCUUCUCUUUCCAUGCUAUUUUAAAUGAAAGAAGUUUUAUGCACACUUACAUGCCCACCUUGGAUUUAUACUGUUUCCUCCACUGAAAAUGACCCCAAAGAUUCUUUGUGGCAAAUAGGAGCUUUGUAGGAGUUGGUGGUUUCUCAGUGGGGAAAGGGUGGAGCCCCCUGUGGUGCAAUGGGUUAAACCCUUGUGCCAACAGGACUUCUGACCAAAAGGUUGGCAGUUCGAAUCUGGGGAGUAGGGUGAGCUCCUGUCUGUCAGCUCUAACUUCUCAUGCGGGGACAGGAGAGAAGCCUCCCAUAGGAUGGUAAAACAUCCAGGCGUCCCCUGGGCAACAUCCUUGCAGAUGGCCAAUUCUCUCACAGCAGAAGUGACUUGCACUUUCUCAAGUUGCUCCUAACAUAAUAAAAAAGUGGGGAAAGGGUGACAGCAAGAACAGACUAUACCGACCUCCUGUCCCAUUGUCCUAAUUCCCACUUGCAGCCUGCAGACAUUUUGGAAAUAAGGUUUUUUUUUUCGAUGUCAGGGAGCAACUUGAGAAACUGCAAGUUGCUUCUGGUGUGAGAGAAUUGGCUGUCUGCAAGGAUGUUGCCCACGGGAUGCCCAGAUAUGUUUUGAUGUUUUACUAUCCUUGUAGGAGGCUUCUCUCAUGUCCCCUUAUGGGGAGCUGGAGCUGACAGAGGGAGCUCAUCUGCACUCUCCCCAGAUUGGAACCUUCGACCUGUUGAUCUUCAGUCCUGCUGGCACAAGGGUUUAACCCACUUCACCCCCGGGGCUCCUUGGGAAUUAAUUAAGUUGGCAACAACUUAAUGAACAAGGAAUGCAGAGAUACUUCUGAAGUAAUGUUUUGUUUGGGUCCAUCAGAAGCAUGACAAGGCACAGAACGGAGAAACUGUAAUGUAGUGCAGACUGGUGGUGACACUCCAUUCUUACAAGAAAGGUUUGCCAUUGCCAUCAUGUGAGUUGUCUCUUCAUUUCAACGCCCAGAUGCAGCUCUUAAUUAAAUCAGCUUGGCACAGGGCAACUCCAAGGUACUUAUCUGGCUUCUGCAGCCUUCAUUCCACCCUCCCAGUCUCCACACAUAUCUGAACCUAUCUAGUUCCAGAGGCCGUAGCACGCAGCUGACCCCUAAACUGGGUGCUUGCAUCUUUUAUUAAAUGUACCAGAAGGCCAGCAUUCCUUUAUGAGAUUCAACCCAGGCAUUGCUUCCACAUAGCGAUCCCUUUUCUGUUCCUCAUUUGCAGAAAGCAAUCUCUCAAGGAAGGGGAAAGCUGCUUCUAUAAUCCAUCAAUACACAUAAUUCCUAGGAAGUCUCUGCAACUUUGGCAUGUUCCAAGCCUAACUAUGCUCCCAAACUAAACAAUUUUCUCCCUGAUAAAGACAAGGGUUGGCAAACAACUGGAAGGACAUAAUUGAUGGGUGGUGUACACUUUUUAUUAUUGGUCCAUGUGUUAGGUCAUAAAUUGUGCGGAUCUGGAGCUUUUCUGGAUUGUACCUUGGUAUCCUGGUGCAACAGAAAAUCCUGCUUCAUUUCCCAUCCCUGAGGUUGGAGGAGGACCUGUAUUGCUGCCAAAGAUCUUGCUUUAAGGCCAUCAGCUAAAUUUUCACUGGACAUUGGUAUCCACUCAGAUUAUGUUUUAAGACAUACAGCCUGCCAUAGCCUAUUCAACAUAAACCUGCUUUUCUUCUGUGUGUUGUCUAAGGACAGAUUGCAUGGGCAGUUGAUGGCACCUUCCUCACCAACCUACCUUUUCCCAAUCAAGUGCCUUUCAUUAUACUCAUCUGACCAUGCUGGCAAGGGCUGAUGGGAGUCGUAUUCCAAAAUAUCUUGGAGACCCAAGAUUUACAGGCUGCUGGUCUAGACUGCUAAAGACAUUUUAAAUUUUGCUCACAAUCUUGUGCCUGAUGGUUGUAUGUAUGAAGUAAUAAACAUAGUGCUUAACAGUGAA
Messenger RNA from Anolis sagrei ordinatus, 3741 nucleotides. Its product is annotated as cathepsin Z-like. The record is from RefSeq and is a predicted model, not a curated record. Gene Ontology annotation, cellular component: lysosome. Gene Ontology annotation, molecular function: cysteine-type endopeptidase activity. NCBI's taxonomy places the organism in Eukaryota, Metazoa, Chordata, Lepidosauria, Squamata, Anolidae.